This is a messenger RNA of Pomacea canaliculata, 1710 nucleotides long. RefSeq lists its product as uncharacterized. The record is from RefSeq and is a predicted model, not a curated record. Lineage: Eukaryota; Metazoa; Mollusca; Gastropoda; Architaenioglossa; Ampullariidae. The transcript has 3 exons. The coding region runs from base 45 to 659 and encodes 204 amino acids.
UCUACGUUGUCAGUACGUGGAGGGGGAGUCGUGCAGCGAGUAAAAUGUUGUAUCACCUGUUGCUGCAGACAGUAAACACACAACAGUCAGCAGGUGUAUCACCCGGUCAGCCUCACCUCCUGCUGUAUCAUCUUGAUGACGUUAAAGACAUAGAGAAGGCCGUUAACGAUUUGUCACAGGCGGCGAGCGGAGGGUCGUUGUACGUCAUCGCUGAUGAAAUAGUGAGUAACAGGUCUAGCUUGGCGAUUUUCUGUGACAAGCUGCUGACACAAGUUCCUCGUCUCCAUCUCUGGGUCGCAAGUUGUUUCCAUGAAGACGCACCCGCCGGAUGGCCAGUGGAAUAUUUAACCAGACCCCUCCGCUCUCCUCCGGCCGUCGUCAGGGAAGUCGAGCAGGACGAGAAGAUCACUGAGAACUGUGCUGUCCUGCCGUACAGAGAGCGAGGUGUACCCGACCACACAGACGGCCCGCCAGUCACACGACUGUGUCACCGAAGUCAGGGUCACACAAAUGAUGGGCCAGUCGAUUGUGUGAUGUGCGGUCGUGAGGUGGGCAGCUUCCUACACAGUCUCCGUGAUGGUGUUACGGAGUACAGCACAAUAACUUCUGCAACAUCCACCCCUACCAGUAGCGGCACAGCACCACCCUGUCUACAGUAGAGAGACGUGCUGGUGUUGUACUGGGGUGACGUUAGGUACAACUCAGGUGUGGUGAAGGGACUGCAAGAAGGGGGUAUCCCAGUGCAGGUGAUGACGGAUGAUGACAUCGAGGACGUGGCCACGGCCCACAGUGACGUAGUGUGGGUGGCGGAUAGACAUCGUGUUUGUGGUCUGGAGAGAAAAGUCGUCGUCUGUCUAAAGGAUCUUGCGUCUAACUGGGUUCACUCUGCUAGACUUGAACUCAUGUCCCGCUGUACGGCACAACUUGUGAUUGUCUCCUCUUAGCACUAACUCACCUGUCACCUGUUGUGGUCACGUGUCUGUCUCUCUGACAUCAACACUUAUUUUUAGUGUGUCUCCUCUUCUACUCUCAGUCCAUCCCCACAUCAUCACCCCAUUAUGUCAUGCACAUAAUGUCACACACUACAUAAGGUCCGUGUCUCUGUUUACACAACAACUGGCGUCAGCAAAAAUAUUAAACCGUGUUUAGACAACAACUAGGGACAACAACAACAUAAAUCUUUCUUUACACAACACUAGAGUUCGUGUUAGUGGCUGCAGUUGGUUAUAUUUGACUUACAGUCUCAUCUAGUGAAAUAAAAUAUUUCUUUGUACGUUACUUUUAUUUUUAUUUGGAUGUAAUAUUAGCCGUGUUUGUGUAAUGCUUUACCUUGUGUGAAUUAAUGGCGAGUGUUUGAUCAAUCAUUUCAUGCUGAUGUAGUUUUGUUAGCGUGUACGUCUAGUGUUAUAUUAUCAGUGUUGUUUGACAUCUCCAAUAUUCUAUAAUAUUGCAUUUUCCAUUCUUCAUAGCCAGGAAAAAAAAAUCAUUUUCACACUUUACAAUAAAGUUCAACUGUGUUGGAUCAUAUCUGUUGGUUGUAUUGUAUAAAUUUAUGUUGUAUUUUGUGUUAUACUGUUGGUUCGCCCUAUUAUGCGCAGAUGCUCUGCGAAUGAUCCCUUGUAACAUUGAUAUCAACCCGUACAUGACACAUGGUGAACAGAUAUGUGUUCACAGAGCGUGUGAAUGUAGCCUUGUAGUCCGAGUGGUGAA